CCCAAAAAUCUCGCCAUUACACAUUAUACUACGCUGACAGGCCCUUCCUCAAAUCGCUGUUUUUGCGAAGCAAACUCCUAUCCCUUCCAAAAUGUCCGACCCGGAAAUCGCACCCGCCGCCGCAUCGGAGCAAGACUCCGCUCCAACGCAGCAGCACAACCAAGACCAACCACCGGCCACCGCCAAACUCCCCCCCGCCGGCAUCUCCUUCAGCAUUUGGCCGCCCACUCAACGCACCCGCGACGCCGUCAUCAACCGCUUAAUCGAAACCCUAUCCACUCCCUCCGUCCUCUCCAAGCGCUACGGUACAAUGCCCCCCGACGAGGCCUCUGCCGCUGCGCGCCAGAUCGAGGAUGAGGCCUUCUCCGCCGCCGGUGGUUCCGCCGCUUCCGACAACGACGGCAUCGAGAUCCUCCAGGUAUAUUCCAAGGAGAUCAGCAAACGGAUGCUUGACACCGUUAAGGCCAGAGCUACCACAGGUUCCAACGCCGUCGAUAACGGCGUUGAUCAGAACCCUACCUCCGAUGUUACUCCUUCCUCCGCCGCAGAGAGCGCCCCUGCUGCCGCCGAAUCCGAAACCUGAUCCUUGGGAUUAUAGUAUGUUAGGGUUCCCUUGUUGAGGGUUUAUAUUCUAAUAUUUUAUAGUAUGAUGAUCUAUCUGUAGAACUUUGUUUAUUUCUUGUGCCACCAAUGUUGAGUAUAAAUUAUUCCCCUGAACAUCUUUAGUUGUUUUAUUGUUUACCUCUAUGUGCUUCGCUUAGUGGUGAAUUUCCUUGGCUUUAUGCGAUUCCUUUGCUUCUAUGUUAUCUCUUGCUAAAUUUUGUGGAAAUCCGAGACAUUA
Molecule: messenger RNA, 841 nt
Organism: Abrus precatorius (Indian licorice)
Lineage: Eukaryota; Viridiplantae; Streptophyta; Magnoliopsida; Fabales; Fabaceae
Product: MFP1 attachment factor 1-like
Exons: 1
Coding region: 92-583 (163 amino acids)
Biological process (GO): mitotic cell cycle; lateral root development
Source: RefSeq, a predicted model, not a curated record